Molecule: messenger RNA, 1964 nt
Organism: Cornus florida
Lineage: Eukaryota; Viridiplantae; Streptophyta; Magnoliopsida; Cornales; Cornaceae
Product: cytochrome P450 76T24-like
Exons: 2
Coding region: 245-1762 (505 amino acids)
Molecular function (GO): heme binding; monooxygenase activity; iron ion binding
Source: RefSeq, a predicted model, not a curated record
AUCUAUUUAAAAAUGACCAAACAUCAGUCGGUGCUGCGUAAUUCAACCUUUUUUUUAUUUUUUUUCAAAUAGACAAGACGGAUGAAAGGACUGAAUUAAAUUGACAAGAGAGAUGGCCAAAUUAUUGAACCAAAGCAGAACACAUGUUACCUAAAAAGAAUGUGGUCCGGCCAGAACACGUGUUUCGUCCUUGCUAAUUUGCCAAUAAAUAAAUCAUUUCCAUCAGUAUUCAACUCAUUAACAAAUGCCAAUGGACUACAUCACAUUUUUUCUUGUUCUUGCGCUGUCCUUUGUGUCUAUAUGCAUUCAUAUCCUUGUCUCCAACCCAAUUUUCAGGAGGUCCAGCACAGCCCGACUCCCACCGGGCCCUUAUGCUUUUCCGGUGAUCGGAAACUUCUUAGCACUUGGCAACAAACCCCAUGAGUCACUAGCCACCCUUUCCAAAACUUAUGGUCCUAUUAUGUCUCUCAAACUAGGGAGUAUAACUACCAUAGUUGUAUCAUCACCCAAAAUUGCAAAAGAAGUGCUGCAAAAACAUGACCUGAACAUCUCCAGCCGGAUAAUCCCCGACUCCGUCAAGGUGCUCGAUCACUCCAUAGUCUCCAUUGUGUGGCUGCCGGCAUCAAACCAGUGGCGAAAACUCCGAAAGAUAUGCAAAGAGUACUUGUUUUCAGCCCAAGUCCUAGAUAGUAGCCAAGGCCUUCGCAGAAAAAAGGUGAGAGAACUAGUUGACUACGUGCAUGAAAGCUGCACCAGUGGUCAGGCUGUGGAUAUUGGCCGAGCUGCCUUUACCACAUCCCUUAAUUUGCUAGCAAACACUUUCUUCUCUAUUGAUUUGGCUCAUUAUCAAGCCAACUCAUCUCAAGAAUUCAAAGACAUUGUGUCGACUGUGAUGGAUCUUGUUGGGAAGACUAAUGUUGCAGACUAUUUUCCUCUACUUAAAUUGAUCGACCCACAACAUUUUCGGCGACAGAUGAAAUUUUAUUUUGGAAAGUUGCUAGAGAUAUUUGAAGCAAUUAUCAACCAAAGGUUACAAUCAAGAGCUUCUUCCUCUGGGUUGGGCAAUGAUGUAUUAGGAACGCUCCUCAAUCAAAGCAAAGAUAAUGAUACUGAAGGGUUCAGCAUCAAUGACUUAAAGCAUUUGCUUCUGGACUUAUUUCUUGCAGGGACUGAUACAACAUCAGCCUCAGUAGAAUGGGCAAUGGCAGAGCUAAUGAAAAGGCCUGACGCGAUGGCAAAAGCUCGAAAUGAGCUGGAAGAAGUGAUUGGCAGGGAUGGACAUAGACUAGUUCAAGAAUCAGACAUCCCAACCCUCCCUUACUUGCAAGCAGUAGUAAAAGAGAGCUUGAGGUUGCACCCAGUUGCCCCACUUCUAAUUCCUCACAAGGCUGAAGCUGAUGUAGAAAUAUGUGGCUACACUGUCCCCAAAAAUGCACAAGUCCUUGUUAAUGUUUGGGCUAUGGGGCGCGAUCCGAAUAUCUGGUCGAACCCAAAUUCAUUUUUGCCGGAAAGGUUCUUAGAGCAUGAAACGGACUUCAGAGGACAAGAUUUCGAGCUAAUUCCCUUUGGGGCGGGAAGAAGGGUGUGCCCCGGAAUGGCAUUGGGCUCUCGGAUGCUGCACUUCAUGUUGGCCUCUCUUUUGCAGUCGUUCGACUGGAAGCUUGAAGAAGGGGUGAAACCAGAAGACAUUGACAUGAAUGAUAAAACCGGGCUUACAAUGCAGAAGGCCAUGCCUCUCAAGGCUAUUGCAAUUAAACUGUGACUGUCAAUUUCUGUACCCUUUGGGAUUUCCCUCCCACUACUAGAAGGAACUCCACCUUAUGUUCAGUUUAGCCAAUAAAGGUGAAAAGGGGGUUAAGUAACCUUAUGCUCGGUGUACUCUUUUAAGUUUUCUUCUUUCUCCAUAUGCCUAUUUAACAAAUAUAUAUAUAUCAAUAAAUUGUGGAGGACUGUGAAAUGGCAAA